Molecule: messenger RNA, 1273 nt
Organism: Onthophagus taurus
Lineage: Eukaryota; Metazoa; Arthropoda; Insecta; Coleoptera; Scarabaeidae
Product: lipase 3-like
Biological process (GO): lipid metabolic process
Molecular function (GO): hydrolase activity, acting on ester bonds
Source: RefSeq, a predicted model, not a curated record
UCGCUUCAUCUUAUUCCAUUUGCAACCAUGGCUUCGACAAGUUGGAUCGUAUUUGGGUUAAUUUGCCUUCAAGGUACUCUUGGAGGAUUAACCAGAUCAUCAAGACUUCACCCAGAUUGGGGUCUCAAUGUUGUUGAAAUGUUAGAAAGACAAGGUUACCCAGUUGAAGUGCAUCACGUAACCACACCCGAUGGUUACAUUUUGGGUAUGCAAAGAGUUCCAUAUUCCCCAGGAAUUAACGAGGAUGUUCAAAAUAAACCCGUUGUUUUACUUAUGCACGGUCUUGGUAGUAGUGCGGCUGAUUUCGUUAAUAUGGGACCUGGAAGAAGUCUUACUUAUCAUUUAGCCGAAAGAGGUUAUGAUGUUUGGUUGGGAAAUGCCAGAGGAACUACUUGGUCUAGAAAUCACACAACUUUAGAUCCUGAACUUCAAGAUUUCUGGUUAUUCAGUUGGAAUGAAAUUGGGACGAUCGAUCUUCCAGCUAUGAUUGAUUACAUCACCGAAACUACUCAACAAGAAAAAAUUUUCUAUAUCGGACAUUCUCAAGGAACAACCUCAUUCUUUGUUAUGGGAGCUGAAAAACCCGAAUAUAACGAUAAAAUUAGACUUAUGGCCGCUUUGGCACCAGCCGCUUAUAUCCCCAAUUUACUUAGUCCACUUUAUAGGAUUUUAUCUCCUUAUUGGGAAGAUUUAUUGCCAUAUUUCGAUGAAUAUUCAAUCUGGGAAUUGGGACCUCACUCAAGUCUCAUUGAUACAAUUGGAAAAACUUUCUGCGAUGAAGGAAUUCCAUACCAAGAAAUUUGUUCCAACUUAAUGUUUAUUUUCACCGGUUUCAGUUAUGAUCAAAUGGAUGCUAACAUGAUCCCUGUUAUGAUGUCAAACGCACCAGCUGGAGCAUCAAUUCGCCAAUACGUCCAUUACGCCCAAAGCAUCAAAGAAGGAUUCUUUAGAAAAUACGAUUUUGGAAUGGUUCAAAAUUUAAAUAUUUACGGUCAAGCUACCCCACCAGAUUACGAUCUUGGUAAAGUUAGUGCUCCAGUUGCUUUCUUCUAUUCAGCUAAUGAUUGGUUGGUUCAUUUAACGGAUGCUGCCAGAACUAAGAGCGAACUUGGUAAUGUCGUUUUGGAUCAUUUGGUCGAACAUAAAACUUUCAGUCACAUCGAUUUCCUUUUUGGAAAGAACGCAACUGAAUACGUUUAUAAUUAUCUUUUUGAUGUUUUCGAACAAUAUUAAUUUUUUUUUAAUAAAAAAACCAAAUAUAUAUAUUUUUUAA